Molecule: messenger RNA, 4589 nt
Organism: Cololabis saira (Pacific saury)
Lineage: Eukaryota; Metazoa; Chordata; Actinopteri; Beloniformes; Belonidae
Gene: taf1c
Product: TATA-box binding protein associated factor, RNA polymerase I subunit C
Exons: 15
Coding region: 278-3667 (1129 amino acids)
Biological process (GO): transcription by RNA polymerase I
Cellular component (GO): fibrillar center
Molecular function (GO): RNA polymerase I core promoter sequence-specific DNA binding
Source: RefSeq, a predicted model, not a curated record
ACGUGUUUGCAAGCACAUUGCAAGCACAUUGCAAGUCAAGUUUUCAUGACAAGUUUUCGUGACUUUGGGAGCUACUAGUUUACAGUACGUGGACAUUGACAGCAUUGAAACGCGGGUCGUCAUAUCUCUUGGUGAAGAAACCUUUCAUGUUGCUGUUACUGACAGGUCGGGAAGAUGGACCGACACGAGCCGAGCCUGUGGCCGUGCCCACGAAGCUGAUACCACCGCGAACAUUUGGAUAUUUGCUACUUGUUCCAAUAAGCGAAGGACCAUUACAAUGGAUUAUCAGUUCCCUCAUCAACUUUUUCCUGGAUUUUACAACUGCGGUCCCCCGGACGUGGACCUGAAAGUUGACCCUGAACGCUGGGGCAGUUACAACGGAGUCAUACCUCAGGGCAACGUGGGCCCUCGGUCCAGUUGGUCGUUUACGCCGAGGCAUCACAUCAGAGGGGAGACGUGGUGCCAUACAGAGCCUGUGCCAAUGCCGCUUUUAUCUCCCAAAAGAGCCUUCCUCGGACCGUUGACUCCUCCAGAUCCUCAAGACUUCACAGAACACAUGCAGAACUUCUUCACGGAUCACUCCCAGGACGCCUUUGGUGGCAUGAGCGGCGUUCUGGGUGAAAACUUUCACUUCAGACCCAAAAACAGGAAAGAGAGUCGUCGUAAGGAUGCCGUUAGCGUGCGGGGAAUGAAAUCCGGCCCUGACAUCCUGAAGCAUAAAGUAUGCCAUCAGACGUAUCAGUUCAACCUGCUGAAGAAGUACAGUGGUUUGAUGUCGGAUGUGAUCCACGACAUCCCUCCGGAGCUGCUGGGCUCUCUGCUGUACGAGGAGCUGGCGGGGCAGCGGGAUCGCAUGCUGUUCUUUGAAAACGCCACCGGGGGCGCUCUAGUCUUCGUCCCCUUCUCCCAGAGCAGCAGCAUCAGCAGCUCCCAGCGUGGCUGUCUCCUUUAUCCUGCAGGCCAGGGACUGGACCGCCUCAACUUCCAUGAAGUUGAGAUGCACUACCAGGGUGUGAGUCCUGGUCUGGACGCCAGGAGCAGCAAGCCCAUCAGUUUCCAGCUCCAAGCUCCCGUCAGACAGAUCAGCUACGCCUCCAACUCCCAGGACUCUUGCGUGGCCGUGCGGGCGGAUCACUUUUGUGGAGUUUGGAGGUUCAGUGAAGGAAACGAGCCACGUUUGCUGCAAGUUAUCAACACGGAGGAAGUGGCGACCUGCAUUAAUGUCAGUCCUCAUGUAAUGGGUGAAGUUCUGGUGGCCAACGAGAGCACAGUGGCAAGCCUGUGGACUGUGGGCCAGGGCAUGCAGAAGGUCCGGGUGGAGGAUAGCAACUUGUACUUCAAUGCCCAGUCGUCGUGGAGAUGGUGUGAGUUCUCCGCCCAUCCAAGAGUGAUGCUUUACGCAGAUAGGACAGGCGUGGAGCUCACGGAUAUGAGGGAGAGUCCCGCCUGCAGUCACACGUUGUUCCGCAUCAGCAGGAGCUCAGAGUGUCGUAGCAGCGAAAGACUCGUCCUGUCCAAGUAUCUGGGACAGGUCCAUCCGUUUCAUCACCUCAUCACCACACAGUGCUCGGCCUACGUCGUGGAUGAGCGUUUCCCGUGUGUGCCCAUGCUGAAAUGGGAUCACAUGAUGGAGUCCCCACCCGUGUUCUGUCACGCCAUUCCCGACUCUGCUGCCUUCGUCUCUGUAGGGGGCGAGAGCAGCACCACCAAACUUCUGCUCAGCUCCUACAGCUCUCAGGAAAUCACCAUGCUUCAGUACUCGGGAGGCCGAGCCCAGGCCUGUCUUGGUCGCGGUCCUCCUCAGGCUCUUCUCAGACCUAGAGAAGCUCUGAAGCACCUCCCGGUCCAGAUCCCUCACCGCCUGCACGCUGUGAGCAGAAGGAUGUCUUCACCUGCCGCAGGCCUAACGUGCAUCGACGGGACAGCCAGGAGAGGGAGCAUGUGUGUCCUGCAGCUAACCGAGGCAGGAGAUAUUUUCUAUCAAGUUCUGGAGCACAAACUUGCAGAUGGCAGCACACCCCGAUCUCCAGCCGGUGGGAGUCCCCCUGAGCGAGCAGCCGAGGACCCGUCGCCACCGGCGCUGGGAAGUGAAGGGGCGGAGCGGCUCCCGGGGGAAUCUCAGACUGUUAUUCCAGACACGCCAGUCAAAGACACAGGCGGGCCAACCCGGGGCAUGGCUGCAUGCACGGCCGUCGCUGAAACACCAGAGCGAGAGCAACCAACUCGGACCACGCUUAAUUUUGACCAUGAAGGUCGUCUCCGGGACCAGUUGAUCCAAAUGGAUUUAGGUAACGAUGAUGGAAACGUGGCUGAAGUUGAUCCAGCUGGUAAUGCAAAGAAACACAGCGACGAAGAGGCGGUGAACAUCACUGACGGGCCCGCCCCGGUCACGCUCAGCGCCGGCUCCUUAGCCACCUGGAAGCAGUGGCUCCAGAAGCAAAAUCACUGUGGCAAGAAGUCCCGUCCUCAGUCCUCCCAGCACUUCAGAAUCAGAACCACAGGACUGCUGAGUCUGUCCAACACCGGUGCGAGGGAUGCGUGCGAGAAGGGACACACGGAGAGCCUGAGGACGCAUAUGAGGUCGUGCAUGUCGAGCCGCUCGUUGCUCGUUCACAGCACCGUCUCCGCAUCCCUCGGGGUGUUGGACGUGGUGCCGAUGCCGAGCGUGGUGGAUACAGACGCCUGGAGCGACCCCCUCAGCCAGCGGCUGACCCUGUCCUGGCAGGGAGAAGGGUUGUGUCAGGCCUGGUGGGAGGAGGAGCUGGGGACCAACAGGGAGGCCAAGAUGGAAGCUCUGAGGAGGAAGAGGAGGCAGGCAAAGGAGGCCAGGAGGGCGGCAGGUCAUCGGUUAAAGCUGAGUAGAAGCUUCGAUUCAUCCGCUAACUACCAGUCAGAGAGGGACGACUUCAGCUCAAUAGGAUGGUCCUCGCCAGCGAGUCGGGACGUGUGGUCGGACAGGGAAGGUUGUGGACCGCUGUCAGAGCUGGCCACGUUUCUGGAGGAGACACAGAGAGACCCAACACCUUCCAGCAGUCAUACAGUUCCCACCUCCACUGCCUCACCCAAAAGAGUUGGAGAUAAAGUGAGCGGGCAUCAUACACCCGGUGGGACCGGUACCCCAACAAAAAGCCCCAGGGCCGCAGAAACCUGUCGGAAAGCAACCAGACGUCCAGCAGAGGACAGCCUAGACACUCUGAUACCAACACAGGACGACCUGUCACAAAAGGACUUCCUGGAAAAGGAGGACGAGAGGGACAGGCUGCGCAUCCCGGCUGCUGGCUCCUCCUCCCAGCCACACGGCUCCUCCUCCCAGCCACACGGCUCCUCCUCCCAGCCACACAGCUCCUUCUCCCAGCCACACGGCUCCUCCUCCCAGCCACACGGCUCCUUCUCCCAGCCACACGGCUCCUUCUCCCAGCCACACGGCUCCUUCUCCCAGCCACACGGCUCCUCCUCCCAGCCACACGGCUCCUUCUCCCAGCCACACGGCUCCUUCUCCCAGCCACACGGCUCCUCCUCCCAGCCACACGGCUCCUUCUCCCAGCCACACGGCUCCCUGCUCCUCCCCUCCAGAGUCUCCAGGCUGACUUCCUCCCAGGGUUCCCAGGGUCUCCCGGGGCGCUCGCAGGGCUCACAGCCCAAGAAGAAGACUCGAAUGGGAUUCUGACCCGUCUGCUCAUCAUGUGUGGAAGAACUGUUUGCUUUUGGAUCUAGUUCCUGGAUUAUUUUUUGAGGCUCCUGGAUUUGUAAAAUAAAUCCCUUGAUUCAUUCACUGACGCCGAAGUUCCAAUCAAGACGUUGUCUGAUUGGACGAUAAAAGGGGAAAGGAGACUCCUCGCCGGGAAAGGAUGUAGAAGAAGAUUCACUGGCAUGGUAGGUGUGUGUGUUUAAAUUGAGAUAUUGAUUGGGCAGCUGGAACUGGUUUUACUGUUUAAGGAGUGUCAUCGUAUAAACGACAGAAACGUUUGUGAGCUGAUUUCAUACAAAAAAAGGCUGAAAGCUGUAUUAGUUUUCCUUUAGUUGUUGUUUUUAAGUGGAUGGGGAAUAGAUGUAUUCAUGGAUGGAGGUGUGCACAGGUGUAGGAGGAGCUGCAGGAGUGGGCGGCGCUUGCUCCAGAGUCUGCUUUUCUUUUCUUUUUUAAAUAUGCAGUAGACUCAGCUGCUUUUUCUUUUUAGAUUGAUGGAAGAUGUCUUCAAACUGAACCCCGUUCCUCUUGAGCAGCUUUUUGAAUGUAGUUAAUGCACUUUUUUUAUAUAUACAGAUACAGAUUUUUUUACAUUUAUUUAUUUUUCAAUCUGCAAAAGUCAUCAUUCUCAGGAAAACCAAAGCAACGGUUUUAGGACAGCACCUGUCCAAGAAGUUGCCGCCUUUAAAAUCCUUUCAUGGCUGCACGGUUAAAUCAACUUAACCGCAUGGUUAAAGAGUAGAUAACUGUUUACAAUUGUUAUCCACUCCAGAUCUGUUGUGGAAAUGUUCUAAUGUGCUGUUACGCUGGAUAUGUUUAUGUUCAUGUUUGUUGAAGGACUCGCUAACUUUGUCUUGUUUUACUGGAACAUAUGAUUUCCUUUGGGAAUGAAUAAAGUGAGGAA